Molecule: messenger RNA, 834 nt
Organism: Ipomoea nil (Japanese morning glory)
Lineage: Eukaryota; Viridiplantae; Streptophyta; Magnoliopsida; Solanales; Convolvulaceae
Product: E3 ubiquitin-protein ligase RNF12-like
Exons: 5
Coding region: 1-834 (277 amino acids)
Cellular component (GO): nucleus
Molecular function (GO): ubiquitin protein ligase activity
Source: RefSeq, a predicted model, not a curated record
AUGGAGCGGGAAAGUGGAAGCAACAAUGGCACGCCACCAAGAUUCCGGCCGGUACGUCUGUUCGGCGUGGACAUAACCCUACCGGUGAAUGGCGAUGGUCGGCGGCAACCUACAACGCCGCUGCAGAUUCACUCACUCACAAUCACUCAACUGAUCGAUUCUUUUUCUCCCGGCAACACAACAAACCCGCCGGCAUUUCAUUCAUCUCUCGCCGGUGGCCUGCUUAGAAACAGCUCUAGCGUCACCAGCGAUGCAACCACAAUAACGGUUGUAGAAGAAGAAUCCGAGGUCGCCGUUCUUCCGCCGCCGCCGUCACCGCCGCACAGCCACCCUCACCAAUCAGCUGUGCCACCGCCGUUGCCGCAAAUUGAUACAAGGGAUGCUAAUAAUUCUUCAAUAAUGGAUGAACGCAAUCUUCAAAUGCAAGUAGAGAAUGGUUUGCGGGAAGCAGGAGAUGUGGACCCGGAUAUGGUCAAUUCCGUAGUACAGCUUAUUUUGGAUACGUUGGAAGUACUUGAAGACAAUGUGGACCAUGAUGACAUCCUGAACGUGCACUUGUCAAUACAGUUAGAGGAGAUUAUGGAGGACUCAUACGAUGAGCAGGCAGGACUGAGUGAGGAAGUUAUUAUGAGUCAUUUGGGUACCUCUACUUUUGAAACAUCAUCUGAUGAGGAUAAGGACUCUUGCUGCAUUUGCUUGGAUGAGUUCUCAACCGGAGAUGAGCUGGGAAAAAUCAACUGUUACCACAAAUUUCAUUUCAUGUGCAUACUGGAAUGGCUGAAGCGCAACAACAUCUGCCCAGUUUGCAGGGCUAUAGCUUUGUCUGUGAGCUGA